ACAAAUCUGCCCAGAUUUAUCUGUAUUCUAUGUAAUUUUAACCCCAACAGUUUGUUUAUAAGCAUAUUAUUUUAGAUAUUGAUUUAUUUUUAUACAGUACUUUUAGUUAGUUUUUAUUAAGUCAAUGUUUUAAAUAACUGAGUGAAACAAUGGCAACCACAAAAGCAUUACUUUAUUUUGUCCGACGGAGCAGUCUAUUACCUAGUGUAGUACAAAUAACUCCAAUAAAAUCUAAUUUUUAUUUACCAUUACAUGUUAGAAAAAUAAAUUAUUCUGAUCAAAAAUCUGUAACAAAAUCUGAACGGAGUGAUCUUGGUGGUCAAGUGCAAAUUGGUUUUGGCGAAGCAGUCAAGGAAAAUACAAAGUCUGCUUGGUAUAUGAGUGUAAUUAUUGCUGGGGUUGGAGUGACAGCUGUUAUAUUUUAUGCUAUUUUUCGAGAACUAUUCUCUAAAAAAAGUCCUAAUGGUGUAUACAGCACAGCUCUUGACAGAAUAAUGCAAGAUAAAAAAGUAAUUGAUGCUGUUGGUGCCCCAAUAAAAGCUUAUGGAGAAGAAACUCGAAGAGGUAGAAGAGGUCAUGUCAGCCAUCAGCUGUAUGAGAAAAAUGGAGUUUCACACAUGAGGAUGAAAUUUUAUAUCCAAGGUAUUCGUAAACAGGGCACUGUCAACUUAGAAGUACGAGAAGAUUUGAAUGGAAAUUGGGUUUAUAGAUAUUUAUUUGUGCAAUUGAAAGAUUUGGCUAAUACAGUUAUAAUUUUAGAAGAUAACAGAAAUCUUGAGAACAAUGUUUAUAAAACUCCUAAUGAACUGAGUGAAAUGGUAUCAUCUGAAUUCAAGUUGUGAUUAUGUUUUUUUUACUAUUCAUUUGUUAUUUAUUAUAGAGUAGCACUUGUGAAGUGUUAGUCCAACACUGAAUCAAUUUGAUUAAAAAUUAGUAAUUAUAUAUUUCUCAAAGAAAUGUUAUGUGAAACUAAGUCAUCUUUUUGAAUAAACUAUUAAUUAUAAAUA
Messenger RNA from Phymastichus coffea, 1007 nucleotides. Its product is annotated as mitochondrial import inner membrane translocase subunit Tim21. Gene Ontology annotation, biological process: protein import into mitochondrial matrix. The transcript has 5 exons. Lineage: Eukaryota; Metazoa; Arthropoda; Insecta; Hymenoptera; Eulophidae. Gene Ontology annotation, cellular component: TIM23 mitochondrial import inner membrane translocase complex. The coding region runs from base 150 to 842 and encodes 230 amino acids. The record is from RefSeq and is a predicted model, not a curated record.